GGCAAGAGACACACACACACACACGCACACACAUACAGGCUCACACACAGCUGCUCGGAACCAUGACAGAAGAUGACGGAUACAGUUGUCGCGGAGGGACAAGUCAAGCUUAGAGAUGGAAAAAAGUGGAAGACUCGGUGCGUCGUCCUCCAGAAGCCGUCUCCGGUAGCAGACUGUCUGUCUCUGCAGGUGUAUAAGCAGAAGAAGAAAGGGAAGGAGAAGGGCAGAGGCCACAAGGAAAGGCUCAAUGUAACGCUGGAGGGGAUCUGCGGCGUGGAGCCUGGGCCUGGACUCGACGGGGUGUCCUAUACCCUCUCCAUCCUCUGUCUGGCCCGCACGCUGGUCCUGGGCUUCAACAGCCGAGAUGCCCUGCUGGCCUGGGAUGCUCGCAUCCGCUACAGCCUGGGAGAAGUUCACAGGUUUCGUGUCAACGUCGAGCCAGGUACCAAACUAGAAAGCGGCCCCGCCUCUCUCCACCUGUGCAACAACCUGUUGGUCCUUACCAGAGGCGUCCUGCCUGUCGCCAUCGGCCACUGGAAGUUGUCUGCGUUGCGGCGCUAUGGCGCCGUGCCAAAUGGCUUUGUGUUCGAGGGGGGCACUCGCUGCGGAAUCUGGGCUGGUGUUUUCUUCUUGUCCUGUCCCGAAGGAGAGCAGAUCAGUUUGCUGUUUGACUGCGUUGUCAGGGGCAUCACUUCCAGCAGGCCGCCUCAUGGCCUGCGACCUGCCCUGCCAGAUCCCAAUGCAGAUGCAGCGUCGACAGAGAAACGCAUCAGCCAGGCGGCGUCAGAGCUGGAGAAGAGACUCAGCAUGUUGUCUCAAAGCAGCUUAGCGAGCAGCACAGCAUCCAUGUACAGCUUUAGGUCAUCUGUUGCCGGGGACAACCAAAGCAGCCUCUCCAGCUCCUCUUCCAGUCAUUCGGAUGCAAGCUGUGGAAGCAGACUUUCAUCUCGGGGGGAGCCGCUAGCACAACCGCUCGUCUCUAACGUGACAGGCUCGAGCUCCUCCACACUGAAGGCCAUGACCAGUUCAGAUGAUUGGCUUUAUGCUGCUGUGAUGGGAAGCGCAGGAACUCGUCCAUCCUCCGCCCAGCUGCAUCCUCGUGGUCUCUAUGACAGCGGGUGGCAGAGCUCAUUAGACAGUGGGAUUGGGAUAGCAGCAGGCAGUCAGUCAUCUUCCUCAGGGAGUUUCUCCUCAUGUACUGGGAGUCUGGACAUGGCCGGCGCAGGAGGGGAGGGGGAGUUCACCUCUGUUCACAGUCUACCUGUCCUGAAGCCUCCUCCUUCUUUACCUCCUGCUGUUCCUCCCCCCGUUCCUUCUCCUUUUCAGUCCACACUUUCCCCAGAGCUCAGUUCUGCCAGCUCCUCCGGUCCUUGGGUCUCCAGAUCUUGCUCCCGAGCGUCUGAAAGGCACAGUGGAGAAUAUCAAAUCCCUAGCCUGCUAAGUCUGCAGUACGACACCCCAAGGAGUCUACUCAAGGCCAUGUCCCUGGGGGAACCUUCCAUCUCUGAGGCGGGCAGGUACAGCAGGAGCAGUAUGAGCAGAGGGGAUAGAUGGGAUGGUCAGGGACAAACUCUUAGCAACAUGCCCCCAGGAACCAGAGCACAGCGCCUGGGCACGACGGAGCACUCGCACUCCUGUGGCAGUGAGAGGGCGCCCCCUGUGGAGAGUGAGGAGAGGGCCACACCUCGACCCCUUCUGGUCCCCGGAGGCUUUGUUAGUGGAGAAUCUCAGUUUAGUCGCGGGUCGGACAACUACGUGACGCCGGAGCAGUGGCGGUCAGCGAGGAACAGAGGCUUGACCCAGUUUACCAAUUUCCCAUCAGGCCUGUCACCUUCUGCAGAUACACAAGGAAUUGACCAGCGUGCCCAUGAAGCUCCUCCGUCUGUAGCCCUGGACAUUUGGCUGGUUAAUUAUGUUACCACCCCCACCAGCGCUCCCGUCUCCAGUAGGGUCAGAGAACAGAGCUCCAUCAAAUACUCCCACCUCGACAUCGCUGCCAUGGAAACGGCUCAGAGAGUGGGGGCGGAGCAUGUCCAGGGCAGGGAGGACAGGCGGACUCAGCUGGAGAGCCAUGGCAAUAUUAAACUUCAAAAUAGUUUUCAUCUCCACGAAUAAGCUUAUGUGCUUCAUUACAGUUGAUCAUAAGUUUUUGUACUAAAAUACACAAGUUUGCAUCGUAGCACUUUUUAAGAAUCACUCUGAUUGUUAGAAACAACCUUAACUUUGAAGAAAUAGCACAGCUGUACUUCACAAGCUGGGGCACUUGUCAUUCCACAGCAGAGCGUCUUAGUCAUACUUUAGGAGGAUUAUUCAUCAUGAGUGAAUAAUGUGUCUGCAUCUGAUUAGAAAAAGAGUUCUAAAAAUCUCACCUCCGUUUUGGCACUACUCUUAUGUGAUGGAGGAGUAGAAAAGCUGCAUUACAGGGACUGCUUUCAUCAACAUGAUUUGUAAAUAGUUGCUGAGAAAAUGAGUGAUGUUAAACUAUUGUUGUUUGCACCUGCCUCUUUCACAUUAAAGUUUGCCGUUAUCCUU
This is a messenger RNA of Gasterosteus aculeatus aculeatus (three-spined stickleback), 2532 nucleotides long. It is a transcript of the gene dok7b, whose product is annotated as docking protein 7b. The record is from RefSeq and is a predicted model, not a curated record. Gene Ontology annotation, biological process: positive regulation of protein tyrosine kinase activity; neuromuscular junction development. Gene Ontology annotation, molecular function: protein kinase binding. NCBI's taxonomy places the organism in Eukaryota, Metazoa, Chordata, Actinopteri, Perciformes, Gasterosteidae.